This is a messenger RNA of Elephantulus edwardii (Cape elephant shrew), 7563 nucleotides long. It is a transcript of the gene JMJD1C, whose product is annotated as jumonji domain containing 1C. NCBI's taxonomy places the organism in Eukaryota, Metazoa, Chordata, Mammalia, Macroscelidea, Macroscelididae. Gene Ontology annotation, biological process: regulation of transcription by RNA polymerase II. Gene Ontology annotation, molecular function: histone H3K9 demethylase activity; chromatin DNA binding; transcription coregulator activity. Gene Ontology annotation, cellular component: histone deacetylase complex; chromatin. The transcript is spliced from 26 exons. The record is from RefSeq and is a predicted model, not a curated record. Bases 1 to 7563 code for a protein of 2520 amino acids.
AUGGCGGUGGGGACACGACCAGAGCUGGUGGGGAAGCGGUUCCUGUGCGUAGCGGUUGGCGAGGAGACGCGGCUGGAUCCCUGGGAGAGCGGACGCUGCCGGAGGGGCUGGCGAGCAGGGGUCAUCCGAGCCGUGUCGCACAGGGACAGCCGCAACCCGGACCUGGCGGUAUAUGUGGAAUUUGAUGAUCUUGAAUGGGACAAACGAGAGUGGGUUAAAGUUUAUGAAGAUUUUGCAACUUUCUUGGUGGAAUACCACUUAAUCUGGGCCAAAAGGAAGAACCCUAGGCAGACUCAGGGAUCAAAGAGCAAGCAAAUUCAGUGGCCUGCAUUGACUUUCAAAGCCCUGGUUGGAAAAAGUGUCCCUAGUUCAUUCACUGCAGUAGAAUUCCUUGUAGAUAAACAAUUGGAAUUUUUAACUGAAGAUAGUGCCUUUCAACCCUACCAGGACGACAUAGACAGCCUAAACCCAGUUCUCAGGGACAACCCGCAACUUCAUGAGGAAGUGAAAGUCUGGGUAAAGGAACAAAAAGUUCAGGAGAUUUUUAUGCAAGGUCCUUAUUCCUUAAAUGGAUACCGAGUGAGAGUAUACAGGCAAGACUCUGCCACCCAGUGGUUUACUGGCAUAAUUACUCAUCAUGACCUCUUCACUCGCACCAUGAUCGUUAUGAAUGAUCAGGUACUAGAACCACAGAAUGUCGAUCCUUCUAUGGUUCAAAUGACCUUUCUAGAUGAUGUUGUUCAUUCUUUGUUAAAAGGUGAAAAUAUUGGUAUUACAUCACGACGUAGGUCUCGUGCCAGUCAAAAUAGCAACACUAUUCACGGUCAUUAUACACGCGCCCAAGCAAACAGUCCCAGACCAGCAAUGAACUCCCAAGCCUCAGUACCAAAACAGAGUCCACACCAGCAACAAAGAAAUACUCGUCCAAAUAAGAGGAAGGGAUCAGAUAGCAGCAUACCAGAUGAUGAAAAGAUGAAGGAAGAAAAAUAUGAUUAUAUAAUGCGAGGAGAAAAUGCUAAAAGUAAAAAUAAACACUUGAUGAAUAAAAGAAGGAAGCCCGAGGAGGAUGAAAAGAAACUAAAUAUGAAAAGACUGAGAACUGAAAAUGUUUCCGAUCUUUCUGAGAGUGACUCGGAAAAUUCAAAGAAGAAAAUAAUAGAAAAUCCCCCAGAGCAACAGUCAGAGAAUGAGUUGAAAAAUAAAAACACUUCAAAGAUAAAUGGAGAACAAGGAAAACACCACAAUAACGAGAAAGCAGGGGAACAGACACUAACAAAUAGUCAAGCUGCAUGGGAUCAAAUACAGGAAGAUAAAAAAAAUGAAGAAAUAGAGAGGCUGAAAGUAGUUGACUCUCAACUUCAAGAUAAUAUGAUUAUACAUUCAUCAGAACAGGGCACACUUUCUGAUCAUAAUCCUAAUGAUAUACUUCUUCCGGAGUGCAGUAUGGAGAAGACACAUACAAUGGAAUUAGUACCAAAAGAAAAGUUUGUAUCCAGACCACCUACACCAAAAUGUGUUAUUGAUAUUACAAAUGACACUAAUUCACAAAAGGCGGCUCAGGAAAAUUCUAAUACCUUUGGCCUUUCAUCACUUCAGAAAAUAGAUCCUAAUGGUAGUGACUCAAAACACUCUAUUGCAAAUGUAAAAUACUUGGAAACAACAAAACAAGAUUCUGAUCAGAGCUGGGUUAGUGAUGUAGUUAAAGUGGAUUUAACACAAUCAAAUGCAAAUACUUCUUUAGGGAAUGAUCACCUGAACUUAGAUAAAGAGAAAAGUCAGUAUGUCUCAUAUAUGUCAUCUUUAACCGCAGUUUCUGUAACAGAAGAGAAUAAACUUCGUAAGCGAAGUCCACCCCCUGAGGCUAUAAAAUCAAAACUUAAUUUAUCAGCCGAUGCUCCUAAGACAAAAUCUAAUCCCUCGCCUGAAGUUGUUAAAUCCAAAAUUUCCCAUUCUCCUGAGUCUACAAAGCCUAAGACUACUUACAUGAAUAAUCAAGCUGCUGGUGAGAGAAGACUGAUGAAUAAAGUAGAACAUGAAUUAUCAAGAUGCAGCUUUCACCCAGUUUCUACUCGAGUCAAUACAUUGGAAGCUACAAAGAGCCCUUUAAUCAUUGAUAAAAAUGAACAUUUCACAGUUUAUAGAGACCCUGCACUUAUUGGGCCAGAAACAGGAGCAAAUCACAUUACUCCUUUCUUAAACCAGCAUCCGUUUCCUCUUCAUUCCUCAUCUCAUAGAACCUGUUUAAAUCCAAGUACUCAUCAUCCUGCCUUAACUCCUACACCCCACUUAUUGGCAGGGCCAUCCAGUCAAACUCCAUUACCUCCUAUUAACACCCACCCACUGACUAGUGGCCCACACCAUUCUGUUCAUCACCCGCAUUUAAUUCCUACUGUCUUACCAGGAGUGCCUCCUGCCUCCUUACUGGGUGGCCAUCCACGACUAGAGACUGCUCAUGCCAGCAGCUUAAGCCACUUAGCACUAGCACACCAGCAACAGCAGCAGUUAUUACAGCACCAGUCACCUCAUCUUCUUGGACAAGCCCAUCCUUCUGCUUCAUAUAAUCAACUUGGACUUUAUCCAAUUAUUUGGCAGUAUCCAAAUGGGACACAUACAUACUCAGGACUUGGUCUACCCUCUUCUAAAUGGGUUCACCCAGAAAAUGCAGUUAAUGCAGAAGCUUCCUUAAGGAGGAAUUCUCCCAGUCCUUGGUUACAUCAGCCCACUCCUGUGACUUCAGCAGAUGGCAUUGGUUUACUUAGUCACAUUCCUGUCAGGCCUUCCAGUGCGGAGCCUCAUCGACCUCUUAAAAUUACAGCGCAUUCCAGCCCACCAUUGACAAAAACCUUAGUAGAUCAUCAUAAAGAAGACUUGGAGAGGAAAGCUUUUAUUGAACCGUUACGAUCUGUUACCUCUACAUCAACAAAAAGUGACCUGGAUCCAAGUAGAUCUCAGACUGGAAAAGAUGGUCUUUUGCAUAGGCAUUUUGUGGAUCCAUUAUUGAAUCAAUUACAGAGGCCACCCCAGGAGACAGGAGAAAGAUUAAACAAAUAUAAGGAAGAACACCGUCGAAUUCUUCAAGAAAGUAUUGAUGUUGCUCCUUUUACAACUAAAAUCAAAGGGCUUGAGAGUGAAAGAGAGAAUUAUUCCAGAGUGGCAUCAUCAUCUUCUAGCCCUAAAAGCCAUGUUAUCAAACAAGACAAAGAUUUAGAACGUUCAGUAUCUGAUCUUUAUAAAAUGAAGCACCCAGUGCCUCAGAGUCUGCCCCAAAGUAAUUAUUUCACUACAUUGUCCAAUAGCGUAGUCAAUGAACCACCAAGAUCCUACCCAGCCAAAGAGGUCUCCAGUAUUUACACAGAUAAGCAGAGCAGUGCUCUUGUAGCAGCAAGUAAUCCUCAAACUCUGAAUUCAUUUAUAUCAUCACUUUCAAAACCUCCACCUUUGAUUAAACACCAGACUGACAAUGAAAGCUUAGUGACAGGCAAAAUCCCAGAUCAUCUUCAUCAAAUUUCAUCUCAUUCAGUCACCACCUUCCGAAAUGACAGUAGAAGUCCUACUCAUUUGACAGUUUCUUCUACAAAUACACUCCGAAGUAUGCCAGCAUUACAUAGAGCACCAGUAUUUCACCCACCAAUCCAUCACAGUGUGGAAAGAAAGGAAAGCAGCUAUAGUAAUCUUUCUCCUCCAACUUUAACCCCAGUGAUGCCAGUAAAUGCUGGUGGGAAAGUUCAAGAAUCUCAAAAGCCUCCAACUCUAAUACCUGAACCAAAAGAUUCUCAAGCAAAUUUCAAGAGUUCUUCUGAACAGAGUUUGACAGAAAUGUGGAAAUCUAAUAACCUCAACAAAGAGAAAGCUGAAUGGCAUGUGGAAAAAAGCAAUGGAAAGACACAGGCUGCUAUGGCAUCUGUUAUUGUACGUCCACCUUCUAGUACAAAAUACGAGAAUAUGUCAGCAGUGCAGUUACCUUUGAAAGAAAGACUUGGUGAAAGAUCUUCAGCUGAGACAAACCAAACAGAUUGUCUCAAACCACCAGAAUCUGGAGAGACUGGAAGAAUCAUGUUACCAAAUGUGAAUUCAGAUACUAUUCACAUAAAAUCUGAAAAAAUCUUUCCGUCUGCCUCACAGGGUACUAUUCCCAGUUCAGUCAUGUCAGCUGUAAAUACAGUAGCUAGUACCAAAAUGGGUAUAUUCACAUCUGUUGUCACUACGACCACUGGCUCCAGCGGGGGUGGUUCAGAAGUAAUUUACUCUUUAUCAAAUAGCAAUUUGGCAUCUACAUCCUUAGAAUGUACCUCUUCAAAAAAUACCAGUCAGUCAGUGGUUCAGUCACAAGAGUGCAAAGUUAGCAACACAGCUUCAGUUACACCAGUUAGUAGUAAGACAGGAAGUGGUGUUCAGCUCAGCUCUGGGUUCCCAGGCACAAGUGAUUUUAUCCAUUUAAAAAAGCACAAGGCAGCAUUGGCUGCUGCUCAAUAUAAAAGUAGUAAUGUCAGUGAGUCUGAGCCUAAUACUGUGAAAAAUCAGACAUCUUCAGCCUCCCUUUCCUUGGAAAGCACUGUGGUCUGUAGUACAAUAAACAAAGCAAACUCUGUAGGAAAUGGGCAACCUUCCCAGACAUGUCAACCAAACUACCAUACUAAACUGAAAAAGGCCUGGCUUACUAGACAUUCAGAAGAAGAUAAAAAUACUAAUAAAAUGGAAAAUUCAGGGAACUCUGUGUCAGAAAUUAUUAAGCCAUGUUCUGUAAACUUAAUAGCCUCUACAUCAAAUGAUAUACAAAAUAAUGUAGAUAGUAAGAUCAUGGUUGAUAAAUAUUUAAAAGAUGAUAAAGUCAGUAGGAGAAAAGCCAAAAGAACUUACGAAUCUGCCUCUGAAAGUGGAGACUCAGACGAAAGUGAAAGCAAGUCAGAGCAACGGACUAAAAGGCAGCCUAAACCAACUUACAAAAAGAAGCAGAAUGAUUUGCAGAAGAGAAAAAGUGAAAUAGAUGAAGAUUUGAAGCCCAAUGGAAUUCUCAGCAGGAGUGCUAAAGAAAAAAGUAAAUUGAAGUUGCAGAGCAACAGUAAUACUGGCAUCCCUCGUUCAGUAUUAAAAGAUUGGCGUAAAGUCAAGAAGCUAAAACAAACUGGGGAGUCAUUUUUACAGGAUGAUUCCUGCUGUGAGAUAGGGCCUAAUUUACAGAAGUGCCGAGAAUGUAGACUUAUUCGGAGUAAAAAAGGAGAAGAACCAACUCACUCACCAGUAUUUUGUAGGUUUUACUACUUUAGACGAUUGUCAUUUAGUAAAAAUGGAGUGGUUAGAAUAGAUGGUUUCUCUUCUCCUGACCAGUACGAUGAUGAAGCUAUCAGUUUGUGGACACAUGAAAAUUACGAAGAUGAUGAACUAGACAUAGAAACAUCUAAAUACAUAUUGGAUAUAAUAGGUGAUAAAUUCUGUCAACUUGUAACAUCUGAGAAAACAGCUUUAUCCUGGGUUAAAAAGGAUGCCAAAAUUGCCUGGAAAAGAGCAGUGAGAGGUGUUCGGGAGAUGUGUGAUGCAUGUGAAGCAACACUGUUUAACAUUCACUGGGUCUGCCAGAAAUGUGGAUUUGUGGUUUGCCUGGAUUGUUACAAAGCAAAGGAAAGGAAGAGCUCCAGAGGUCAGUUAUUAUAUAAAGUAUACUUUUUUCUAAAAAUUUCGGUUUUGACAGACCUUUUAGAUGCGAUGCACAAUCUUAGAGAAAAAUACGGUAUUAAAUCCUGUUGUCAUUGUAUUAACAAACAGACUAUACCAGUGGGGAAUUUUCCUCCAGUGAAUGGUGUUUCUCAGGUUUUGCAGAAUGUUCUUAAUCACAGUAAUAAAAUGUCUCUGUGCAUGCCUACGGCGCAACAGCAAAAUAGCCCUCAGAAGUCUGAGACUAAUGGCGACAGCAGCCCAGGAAGUGAUGCAAGCACUGACAGCAAGUUAACACCUCCAGAGUCCCAGUCACCACUGCACUGGUUAGCGGAUCUCGCAGAGCAAAAAUCCAGAGAAGAAAAAAAAGAAAACAAAGAAUGUACUCUUGAAACAGAAAUUAAAGAAGAACAAGACAACCCUGAUGAUUCUCCAAAUUACAGAACAUCACCUUCUGUGUCCCAGAAUAACGAACAAGGCUCAACUCUAAGAGACUUGCUGACCACAACAGCCGGUAAACUACGCGUGGGUUCUACAGAUGCUGGCAUUGCCUUUGCACCAGUGUAUUCAAUGGGAGCGCCAAGUAGCAAAAGUGGAAGAAGUAUGCCAAAUAUUCUUGAUGAUAUAAUUGCUUCAGUAGUUGAAAACAAAAUUCCUCCAAAUAAAGCCUCCAAGAUAAAUGUAAAAUCAGAGUAUAAAGAAGAGCCUAAAGAAAGCAGAAAAUCUCUUCAAAGUGAAAAUCAUAAAUUAUACAGUGAUAUACCACACUCUUGGAUCUGUGAAAAACAUAUUUUAUGGCUUAAGGAUUAUAAGAACAGCAAUAAUUGGAAGCUUUUCAAAGAAUGCUGGAAACAAGGACAGCCUGCAUUGGUUUCUGGUGUGCACAAGAAAAUGAACAUCAGCUUAUGGAAGGCAGAGUCAAUUAGUGUUGAUUUUGGGGACCAUCAAGCAGAUCUCCUGAACUGCAAAGACAGCAUUAUUUCAAGUGCCAAUGUAAAGGAAUUCUGGGAUGGCUUUGAAGAAGUUUCUAAACGGCAGAAAACCCAAAGUGGAGAAACAGUUGUUUUAAAAUUGAAAGAUUGCCCUUCUGGAGAAGACUUCAAAACGAUGAUGCCAGCAAGAUACGAAGAUCUUUUAAAAAGCCUACCGUUGCCUGAAUAUUGUAAUCCAGAAGGAAGGUUCAAUUUAGCCUCUCAUUUGCCAGGAUUUUUUGUACGUCCUGAUCUAGGACCCAGGUUAUGUAGUGCUUAUGGUGUAGCUGCUGCCAAAGAUCACGAUAUAGGAACAACAAAUCUCCAUAUUGAAGUUUCUGAUGUUGUGAAUAUUCUAGUCUAUGUUGGCAUAGCAAAAGGAAAUGGUGUUCUUUCAAAAGCAGGAAUACUCAAGAAAUUUGAGGAAGAAGAUUUAGAUGAUAUUCUAAGAAAAAGAUUGAAGGACUCAAGUGAAAUACCUGGUGCUCUCUGGCAUAUUUAUGCUGGGAAAGAUGUUGACAAGAUAAGAGAGUUUCUUCAAAAGAUUUCAAAAGAACAAGGCCUUGACGUACUUCCAGAACAUGAUCCUAUACGUGACCAAAGUUGGUAUGUGAAUAAAAAGCUCCGGCAGAGACUGCUUGAAGAAUAUGGAGUCAGAACCUGUACUCUUAUCCAGUUCCUGGGUGAUGCCAUUAUCUUGCCAGCAGGAGCACUUCAUCAGGUACAGAAUUUUCACAGUUGUAUUCAGGUAACUGAAGACUUUGUGUCUCCAGAGCAUCUUGUGCAGUCAUUUCAUUUAACACAGGAACUGAGACUUUUGAAGGAAGAAAUUAAUUAUGAUGAUAAAUUACAGGUGAAAAAUAUUUUGUAUCAUGCAGUCAAGGAAAUGGUGAAAGUUUUGAAGAUACAUGAAGGUGAAGUAGAAGAUAUGGAAGAAAACUAA